AUUGUCACCUACUUAACAGAGGAGGAAGCUGAGGCCUAGAGGGGGAGCCGUCUGGUCCAGUGUUGCCAGGGCCAGUUGGCUGCGGAGCCAGUUCUGGACCUUGUAUGUCUAGCUCCUGCCACCCCUGCUCUGGGAGCCUGCAGCCCCCAGGCAGGGGCUGACUGGUGAGGGCCCUGGGGUCCUGGAGGCCAGCCUCAGCCACUCCUCACAGCGAGGGCUCUGGGGGGAGACUUGGCUGUGGGCUGCAGGCUGCCCAAGGGCCAUGCACGAAGCUGGGCAGGGCUGGCACCAGUGUCCCUGGACUGGUUGCACCAAGUCCUGCUGCCCGACCCCCAUCCCAGACUGGGCCAGACCUGGGCCCUUCCCUGUCCCUCCUCUUCCCUGAGGUUCUAGGUCUCUGCCAUCUACUCUCAAAUUCUAAAAGGCUUCUUCGAUUCUCGGUCCUGAAAGCUUCUGCAACCCCAUCGCCUCUCUCUGUCUCUCUUUGUCGUUCCUUUUUGCUCACUCUCUCUUUCUCCCCCUCCCUCCCUUUCAGUCCCAACACUCUAAGUGUCUCAGCUGCUACAGGCGACUGUGGCGGACCUUAAUGGAAGAGCCAGUCUGGAGACAGGGUUGGCACUGCCCCUUUCCCCAAGAGCUAGUGCUGCCGGCCAAAGGGAGGUGGGCUGGGGCUGAAUAUAGCCCAGCUCCCGGGGGACCUCGCGCCUGCAAGUGUCAAAGAUGGUGAUGAAUUGCCCUGGGGACCAUCACAGCCUAAAUGGCUCCUGCAGCCCAUCUCAUGCUAGUUAAUGACCUUUGGGACCGCUCAGAGGGGAGGGGAGGGGGCUGGAGGCUGCGAGGGGGGCUGCUGCCAGGCUUCUUAUCUGUGCGGCCUCAAGAUUCCUGACAGCUUUUUUUCAUGUUGGUGUCCUGCAAAAAAGGAUGUACCAUCACCCUGGACUGGGAAACCAAGCCCAACCACACUGUUCAUUUUCUGUCUGCAGGACUUAGCAGAGCCUUUGAUAUUCGAAUUCACGAGACCAAGCAGGGCCUGUGGUAUUUCUCUAACUUGGGAACUAGUGCUUCUUAGGAAGUGCUCAGCCAUGUUACCUCAUGGUAAAGUCAGGGAGAUUGUCCCUGGGAAAAGAAGGAAGGAACUCUGGAGCCCGCAAUGACUAAAAUGUGGGCUGCGAGAGUGAGUAGUGAUGUUUGAAUCCUGGCUUGGCUACCUACUUGCUAUGAUAUCUUGGGCAUCACUCAACCUCUCUGGACUUCAGUUUCCUUAUCUCGCUCCCGGGGACAAUGACAGCCCUCGCUUCAUAGAGUUAAGGGGAGGAUUGCAUGAUAAUUGAUGAACAGCGCUUUGCAUGCCUGGCAUGGUGCCAGGCACAAAGUGAGCCCUUGCUAAGUGGGGAUUGGUAUCUUCUUCCUCCUCUUCUGGGAUUCCAGUGUCUUUUCCGCUGUGCCGGAUGGACCCCUGUUUAUUGCCAGUCGCCGUGUGCUGUUCUGCCCGGCACUGCGGGGCUGGAGUGGGGGCCGGUAGGGUGAGGAUGUGGUGGCGGCCUAAGGCCCAGGGUAUCAGACCUUUGCAGACACAUCACAAGGCUGGCAUCCCACAGAGGAGCGUGUGUGUGCAAAGGUGUGGAGGUGGGAUCGCUUAAGCCCCAGCUCAUCUCUGGUGCUGCCUUCUCAGGGUGACCAUGGGGAGGAAGACGGCUGCCCAGGUGUUGCUGCAGAAGACCCUGUUCCUGCUGGGUCUGCUCCUGGUUCAAGGUGCCCACGAAGGGAGCUCCCGGGAAGACUUCCGCUUCUGUGGCCAGCGGAACCAGACGCAGGAGAGCAGCCUCCGUUACGAGCGGACGGCCGAGCUGCACAUCUCCAUCCGCAACUCCGAGGAGGCCCUCACGGUCCACGCGCCCUUCCACGGCGCCCAUCCAGCGUCUUGGCCGUUCCCCCACCCCAGGGGCCUCUACCACUUCUGCCUCUACUGGGACCGCCGUGCCGGCCACUUGCGUCUUCGCUACGGCAAGAGCGACUUCGUGCUGAGCCACCAAGCCUCGGACCUCCUCUGCUUCCGGCAUCAGGAGAGCGUGGCCCAGGGAAGCCCGCUGUUUGCCACCUCCGUCCGCUCCUGGUGGAGCCCCCAGAACACCAGUCUGCCCAGGGCAGCUGGCUUCGUCUUCUCCUUCCACAACCCCCCUCCAAAGACCCCCCACAACGCCUCGGUGGACAUAUGUGAGCUCAAGAGAGAUCUCCAGCUGCUCAGCCAGCUUCUGAAGCACCCUCAGAAGACUUCAAGAAGGCACCAGUUCAUCCCUGCCAGCCAGCGGCUGCAGAGCCUGGAGUCUAAGCUGACCUCCGUGAGCUUCACAGGGGACUCGGCGUCCUUCGAAGAGGACCGCAUCAACGCCACGGUGUGGAAGCUCCGGCCCACAGCCAGCCUCCAGGACCUGCACAUCCACGCCCGGCAGGAGGAGGAGCAGAGCGAGAUCCUGGAGUACUCGGUGCUGCUGCCCCGCGCAGUCUUCCAGAAGACCAAAGGCCGGAGGGAGGAGGCUGAAAAGAGACUCCUCCUGGUGGACUUCAGCAGCCAAGCCCUCUUCCAGGACAAGAAUUCCAGCCAGGUCUUGGGAGAGAAGGUCUUGGGUAUUGUCGUGGAGAACACCAAAGUUGCCAACCUCUCGGAGCCCGUGGUGCUUACCUUCCAGCACCAACCACAGCCGAAGAAUGUGACUCUUCAGUGUGUAUUCUGGGUCGAAGACCUGACAUUGAGCAGCCCGGGGAGCUGGAGCGAUGCCGGGUGUGAGACCAUCAGGAGAGAGACGCAGACGUCCUGCCUCUGCAACCACCUGACCUACUUUGCGGUGCUGAUGGUGGCCUCCGUGGAGGUGGACGCCGCCCACAAGCACUACCUGACCCUCCUCUCCUACGUGGGCUGUGUCAUCUCCGCCCUGGCCUGCGUCCUCACCAUCGCCGCCUACCUCUGCUCCAGGAGGAAGUCUAGGGAUUACACCAUCAAGGUGCACAUGAACCUGCUGCUGGCUGUCUUCCUGCUGGACGUGAGCUUCCUGCUCAGUGAGCCCGUGGCCCUGGCAGGCUCCGAGGCCGCCUGCCGCGCCAGCGCCAUCUUCCUGCACUUCUCCCUGCUCGCCUGCCUCUCGUGGAUGGGCCUCGAGGGCUACAACCUCUACCGACUGGUGGUCGAGGUCUUUGGCACCUACGUCCCUGGCUACCUGCUCAAACUCAGCAUCGUGGGCUGGGGCUUCCCCAUCUUCCUGGUGGCGUUGGUGGCACUGGUGGAUGUGAACAACUAUGGCCCCAUCAUCCUAGCUGUGCACAGGACUCCAGAGAGUGUCAUCUAUCCUUCCAUGUGCUGGAUCCGUGACUCCCUGGUCAGCCAUGUCACCAACCUGGGCCUCUUCAGCCUGGUGUUUCUGUUCAACAUGGCCAUGCUGGGCACCAUGGUGGUACAGAUCCUGCGGCUGCGCCCACAUGCCCAGAAGUGGCCCCAUGUGCUGACACUACUGGGCCUCAGUCUGGUCCUUGGCCUGCCCUGGGCCUUGGUCUUUUUCUCCUUUGCUUCUGGCACCUUCCAGCUUGUCGUCCUCUAUUUCUUCAGCAUCAUCACCUCCUUCCAAGGCUUCCUCAUCUUCCUCUGGUCCUGGUCCAUGCGCCUGCAGGCCCGGGGCGGGCCUUCCCCUCUGAAGAGCAGCUCAGACAGUGCCAGGCUCCCCAUCAGCUCUGGCAGCACCUCGUCCAGCCGCAUCUAGGCCACCAGCCCCCCGCCGGUGUGAGGAAGCCGAGAUGCAACCUCUCUUCACUGCUCCCUGUGGCUGCUUCAGCCAGGCCCGGCCCUUGGUGAGCGAGCCGGAGCCUUGAGAGGGCCCGAGGACCUUGGAGGGAUGGGGCUGUCCCCAUGGCAGCCAGACUCCCAGGCUGGGCCUUCCGAAUUUGCCUGGGGACUCCUCGGCUCUCUGGUCCAGCCUGCUGGGGCUUAGGUGUGGGACUGUCCCCAGCCAUCCUAGCCUGGAGCUGAAGGCUGGUCUUGACUUAGUACCAUGGGGCCAGCACUCGUGGCUUGGGGUAGGGAGUCUGCAGGCCUUGGACCUUGGAGGCAGGUGGCGUCCUUGUCCCCAGCCCAGGACAGAAAUGUGCCGUAGCUGCUCUGUCUGUGUCUGAUGACCACGAGGGACUCUGUAGCCCCUGCCAUUUUAACCUCCGGAUGGCACGCAGGGAAACGGGUUGGGACAGUGCUUUGGGCCAGACCCUUGGAGGAGCAGAGCCCCUCCCUAGAGCAUCACAACAGCUCCCCUACCUCUGAGCCCAGGGCCCUGGCCCUUGGCUUCCCUCCCCAGCCCUUCCUCUCCCCUUCCUGGUCCUCCCUUCCUCUCCUGGGACCUCCCUACCCCUCCGUGCACAGCCCGGGGUCCCCAGUUCCAGUGCUGGAUUUGGGGUGGUGGUUCCCAAGAGCCGCCUGGUACCUACUGUAAAACUUUCUCUACUGCAUGGGCCUCUGCCUGCCCCUGACUCAGGCUUAGUGUAGACGUUCUGGGCUGGGCUACGUCCGUCUUGCCAUCUGGGCCUCUCCGGAAGCUGUAUCACCCUUGCUCACCACUGCCGAGCCCACACCUCACAGGGCCUUGCAACCUCUCCUGAAGCCGCUUUGUGGCAAGAACUGUGGAUCAUAGCCCCCCAAAUGUGUUUCCACCCCAGCAUUCCGAAGACUGAGACACGCCUCCCCUGAUGAUCUAGAGCCUAAUGGGCUCCUAAGAGGCCAUCUCAGAACCCUUGCAGACACUCUUGAGCACACUGCAGCCCAGUGCAGUUAAUUCUGCUGGACCCAGCUGGCCAGACCAGGUUGCUCCCCGUCUGAGCGCUCAUUCUGAUGUGGGAGGCGUGCAUGAGACAAGAACUCUUGGAGCUACAGGCACCGAGUUGGGGGAGCCAUCAUUCCUGGUUGGAAUCCAAGAAGACUUCCCGCAGGAGGCGGCAUUUCACCUGGAUCUCAGCCUUAAAGAUGGGGAGGAUUUGCUUUGUAAUUACCAGUUCAUUUGUCUUUGGCUAUUAAAGAGAAGUACAUGUUCGUUGUAGAGAAUUGGAAAUGUAGAAGAAUACACAGAAGAAAAUAAAAGUCAGCUCUUAUCACCUAACCAACCAA
Molecule: messenger RNA, 5137 nt
Organism: Sus scrofa (pig)
Lineage: Eukaryota; Metazoa; Chordata; Mammalia; Artiodactyla; Suidae
Gene: ADGRG1
Product: adhesion G protein-coupled receptor G1
Biological process (GO): adenylate cyclase-activating G protein-coupled receptor signaling pathway; cell surface receptor signaling pathway
Cellular component (GO): plasma membrane
Molecular function (GO): G protein-coupled receptor activity; heparin binding
Source: RefSeq, a predicted model, not a curated record